AUGUUACGAGAACCUCUAUUGCAACAUCCAACCCCUUGUUCGCCCCUAUUGUCUCUCACACUUCUAUCCCGCCCCCAGCUAGCCCGUACAUGCCAUCCUGAUAAGAACCCCGGCGACGAGAGCGCCAAGGCCAAGUUCCAAGCUGUCGGCGAAGCGUACCAAGUCCUCAUGGACCCCGCCAAGCGCGAGCAGUACGACCGCUUCGGCCGCGCCGCUCUGGAAGACACAUUCAUGGACCCCGGCUCAUUCUUCACCAUGGCCUUCGGUGCAGAGCGGUUCAAACCGCUUGUGGGGGAGUUGACAGUGGCGUACACGGCGGCGGGAAAUCUGACGGUGGAGGAGGUGAAGAGGUGGCAGGCGCGGAGAGAGAGGGAGCUCGCGGACGGGCUGCUGAAGCGGCUGGGGCUGUGGCUGGCGGGGGAUGAGGAGGGGUUCGUAAGGGAGGCCGUGAAGCUGGUGGACGAGUUGAAGGGCGAAGCGUUUGGGGUCGCCUUCCUGCACUGUAUCGGCUACACGUACUACUCGCGGGCGCAGGUGCUGCUGGGCCUCACAGAGCUGCUCGGCAUUCCGGGCUUCGUGAAUGCUGUGAAAGAAUCCGGACACACCAUGAAGACCCGGUACAAUGCUGUGGAUGCGGCGCUUAAGCUGUCGGACAUGCAGUCUUAUACCUGGUCAACCCUCCCUCUCCCUCACUCGCUCCCUCACUUGCUCCCUCACUCGCUCCCUCACUUGCUCCCUCACUCGCUCCCUCACUUUCUCCCUCACUCGCUCCCUCACUUGCUCCCUCACUCGCUCCCUCACUUGCUCCCUCACUCGCUCCCUCACUUUCUCCCUCACUCGCUCCCUCACUUGCUCCCUCACUCACUCCCACACUCCCUCCCUCCCUCAAUUCAUUGCUCAUUUUCUAUCCCCUGCUUUCUUUGCAUCCCCCCUCCCCUCCGCCCUGCCCUAUUCCUCGUUUCCAUUUGCCAACUGCAACAGAUAAGCGUGCUGGACAUAGAGAGUACACUGCGCCACGUGGUGGAGCUUGUAGUGAAAGACAAGACUGCUUCUAAGGAGGACAGGAAGAAGAGGGCCAGUGGCAUCAUGCGUUUGGGGAAAAUCUUCCAAGAGGCAUAG
Closterium sp. Naga37s-1 is the source of this 1119-nucleotide messenger RNA. Lineage: Eukaryota; Viridiplantae; Streptophyta; Zygnematophyceae; Desmidiales; Closteriaceae. The record is from the annotation of a GenBank genome assembly.